AUGAAUGCACCAGCUGCGGUGGUCGCUGAAGAUACCAAUUGUAUGACUGAAUGGUUACUGAUCGCCAACUCCAGUCGUCCAAGAGCCUUAUCCAUUCUCAGCACAUCAGCUGCCAUUCAAGCAAUGUUAGAUGAGGCAGUUGUCAAGCAGCUGUGGCCAUUCACGUUAAGUAUUGUCUUGGGUUUCGCACCGCGGCUUGCAGCUGACCUUAAACACUGCAUCAGUCGAACGCCAUCAUGCCCCACAACAGACUUAACAAGUCAUCUACCUUGCUCCGUUGCUGGAGAAUGUGUGUUCAACACAACACAACAGUCCUCGGUAUGUGUUUGUCAACCAGGUAUGACGGGAAGGAAGUGUGACGUAGAUAUUGAUGAAUGUAAUAUACCCGGCUUGAACAAUUGUGACAAACCAGGAGUAGGAAAAUGCCAUAACAGUUACGGAUCCUUUGCUUGCGAAUGUAACACAGGAUUUGGUGGACAUAGCGAAGUGUGUGAAGAUAUAAACGAAUGUGCCAAUGGCACGUACACCUGUCAUGGACUGGAUAAUCCUGGAAACAGAAAAUGUGUGAAUACUGAGGGGUCGUAUUACUGCCGAUGUCUGGAUGGAUUUACAGGUUCUACAUGCAUAGACAUUGAUGAAUGUCAAUAUGGCAAACACAACUGCAACGAAAUGGUCAAUAGUGACAACAGACAAUGCCAGAAUUUGAACGGCUCAUACCAUUGUCCCUGUCUUCCUGGAUAUGCUGGGUCGCAAUGUGACGGUGGAUUCGUCUCCAUUGUGACCUUCGCCAUCUCUAUCAGUCUUGUGGUAGUCGUCUCUGUACUCACGAUCUCAAUUCUGAUAGCUCAGCUGAAGAGAAAAUAUACGAAAGCAGCCCACAUGAGCGUUCAAACUGCUGCUUUACAGAACACGGUGGGAGCACCUGGCAGUAACGCCCUAUCCCUGACAUGCAAUGAAGCCUAUGAAACAACGUCGUCGGCAGCUCGACAAGAUCCUUCUUUGUAUGAUACUAUACAGUAAUCUCGAUGCAUCAUUGCUGAUAAGCAAGAGCUCUACAUGAAUCUACACGUGCACUGAUAGCAUAGUGACGUUUGGUGUACAUUGUAAAUGUGCUUGGGUUUUUGUAACUAUGCUUGUAAAAUAUGAAUAUUUUUCAUACUUCAAGGUCCUGUUUGAAUACUAUUCAUACUUUGCCACAAUCAUUGUCACGCUUCUAGUCGUUUCCUUCUUGCGCAUCUUUCUCGCACGGUACUGUUGUGGCGUUAAUAUCAGGUAUUCCAUUCCAUUCUCUAUGCUAUUCAAGAAUUGUUGCAUUGAGUUCUUUUAGGGGAAUUCGGAUUUCACAAAAUCUGGCAUGUUUUUUCCCAUAAUUUUGUAGAUCUCAACAUUUUGCAAAAUGGAUACAACACAACAUGCAUGUAUGUCACUCUGAUCGCAAUGCCAGUACAUUUAGCUAGGCGAACUUGUCUUGCUCUAAAAGACAUGGUAUGUUUUGUGUGUAACCAGGUUCGAAAGAUGAAAUCAAUACGUUUUUAACAGCCUGCACGACGCCCUCGUUUUUAAUUGUUGUUAUUCGGUCUGCUCUCCCUUUUAUUUUGCAGUGGGCAUACAAGAUAAUGUUAAUAAUUAUACAUGCACAUGAUGUAUUUGAAAUAUUCGCAGUCUGUGCAUUUUGAUAAAGGUAGUUCACGCCUCCUUUCGAGCUGUUUUAGCAGGUAUUAUUCACAAGAGGGUUUUCAGCAUAGUGAUUCUCCGCGAUAUCUUGUGGAUAUCGGAGUACUAUUGCU
Molecule: messenger RNA, 1787 nt
Organism: Sycon ciliatum
Lineage: Eukaryota; Metazoa; Porifera; Calcarea; Leucosolenida; Sycettidae
Product: neurogenic locus protein delta-like
Exons: 6
Coding region: 1-1020 (339 amino acids)
Molecular function (GO): calcium ion binding
Source: RefSeq, a predicted model, not a curated record